Saccharomyces paradoxus is the source of this 1266-nucleotide messenger RNA. RefSeq names its product Sil1p (gene SIL1). The transcript has a single exon. Bases 1 to 1266 code for a protein of 421 amino acids. Gene Ontology annotation, cellular component: endoplasmic reticulum. Lineage: Eukaryota; Fungi; Ascomycota; Saccharomycetes; Saccharomycetales; Saccharomycetaceae. Gene Ontology annotation, molecular function: adenyl-nucleotide exchange factor activity. The record is from RefSeq and is a predicted model, not a curated record.
AUGGUCCGGAUUCUUCCCAUAAUUUUGACCGCCCUGUCUUUGAAAGUAGUAGCGAGUACAAUAUCGCAUUUACCUAUACCCUCAGUGCCAUCUGGAGGCCAAAUUAUGUCUGCAGACGAUAUUCAAGACCUGGAAAUUUCAGGUAAUUCGAUCUGCGUUAACGGUCGCUGCUAUCCUAAGUUAUUUGAGCCAGGACACGAUUGGCAGCCCAUAUUGCCAGGACAAGAACUACCUGGCGGCUUGAAUAUAAGAAUUAACAUGGAAACUGGUCUAAAAGAGGCAAAACUAAAUGAUGAAGAAAGUGUCAACAAUAAUGAUAGCCAUGAAUUAGUUAUUUCCUCGGAGGACACGAAAGCAUCGCCUGAUGACUACGAAUUUUCCAGCGAUUUCAAAGAGAUGAGGAACAUCAUAGAUUCUCACCCAACUUUAUCUUCACAUGACAUUUCCAUAUUGGAGGAUAAGUUUGAUAGAAUAAUGGAAUUCGCGCAUGAUUACAAGCAUGGCUACAAGAUUAUUACCCAUGAAUUUGCCCUCUUGGCCAACGUUAGUCUCAAUGAAAAUUUACCAUUAACGUUAAGGGAACUAAGUACCAGAGUCAUUACCAGCUGUUUAAGGAAUAACCCCCCUGUAGUCGAAUUCAUCAGUGAGAAUUUUGUGAAUUUCAAAAGCAAAAUAAUGGCCGCCGUGUCAAACCUGAAUGAUUCCAACAACAGAUCCUCCAAUAUCUUAAUAAAGAGAUAUUUAUCUAUUUUAAAUGAAUUGCCCGUCACGUCUCAAGAUUUCCCCAUAUACUCUACGGUUGUUUUACGAAAUGUAUAUGAAGGAAACAAUAAGGACAAACAGUUACAAAUAAAAAUCUUGGAGUUGAUCAGCAAGAUUUUCGAGGCUGACAUGUACGAAAAUGACGAUACAAAUCUAAUUUUAUACAAAAGGAAUGCAGAAAAUUGGUCACCAAAUCUGCAAGAAUGGGCAAACGAGUUCCAAGAGAUGGUCCAGAACAAAAGUAUCGACGAACUACAUACAAGAACGUUUUUUGACACCCUUUACAACUUGAAGAAAACUUUCAAAAACGAUAUCACUAUCAACAAAGGUUUUUUGAAUUGGUUAGCGCAACAAUGUGAAGCCAGGCAAUCUAACUUGGACAACGGGCUCCAAGACAGAGAUACUGAACAAGAUUCAUUCGAUAAGAAACUCAUCGACAGCAGACACUUAAUUUUUGGCAACCCCAUGGCUCACAGAAUCAAAAAUUUCAGAGAUGAACUAUGA